AUAUACUCGAUUGUUUCCACCGCCAGCUUCGACAGUGGUAAUCGCCGCGAGACGACGAUAACUCCACGCCGUUCGCGAUUUUCGGUGACGCAAGUUUACGCUCUUCUCCAAAGUCGCUAAACGCGCCCACAGGUUAGGCUUAUCUGGGAUAGUAGAAAGUGAAAUAGGUAGUUAAGACGUUCAGUAAGUGUGUUAUUAUUUGUUAAAGUUGCCGUUGUGAACAGUGAUAAAAAUGUAAUGAACCAUCGACUGCACUGAGACUGUUGGACUGAUCCGCAUAACAUAAACUUAUCUUUGACCUACCAUAACGAGUUAUGAACAGUUCAUAUUAAGGAAGGUAAUUUGAGGAACAGUUUAUACUAUAUCAGAAGAGAACAACUACUAGAAUUCAAAAUUGAGGGAUGCAGUCAACGCCGAUGCUAAGGUCCUUUAGUUCGGAUUCCGCACACAAAAGGGACUGGAAGCAACGGCUGAGUUUGCGGGACAAUCGACGAAAGGAUACUGACUCAAUUACCAGCCGCAAGGGCUGUACACGGAAAUGGACUAGCUUAAAAACGAACCCCAAAUUCGGAGCGGACGUCAUAGGGGAUGGAAGUGGCACCAGUGGCUCUUUGUCGACGCCGUCUUCCACGGCGAACACAAGCCCCCUGUUGCCCUCUAGUUCAGAGGGGGUCCGUAAAAGCAAUUGGCAGGUUAUUGAACAUUUCGGUUCUAAAGACAAAGGAAGUAUUUCGUCUAGUCUAAUAGCAGUUGGAGCCAUUCCAAGGUCUCCUCCUGUACGGGAAAAUGGAUCUGCUCCCAACUCCAGUCCCGAUUUGGAAGGCAAUGAGGUUGAAGCUGAACUACUGGUUUCUCCCAAUCAGGUUCGACAGCAAAGUGGGGUUUUCGCCAAACUCAGAAGACUUAUGAAAAAAGUUUGCAGUACUCAUCAGUUCAGGAAUGAACAGGUUGAAAUGCUCUACCAAAGAUAUUUUCUUAAAAUGAACCAAAGCAACAUGACCAAUCUGAUUACUCUUCUCCUUAUGAUUUGUGUUGUAAUGCUGGUAAUCUCUCUGACAGACUUCGCCAUGCCCCGUAAAUUAGCUACAAAUUCGACAGAAGUGCAUGCGACACAGUAUGAUAAACUCUUAGUACUCGUUUGUACAUCAGCGUGUUGUAUAGCCAUAUAUGGAAUUUUACUCAACGUGGUAUCUCGACCAGCCAUGAAUGAAGUUUACCUGAUCAUAAUUUCCUAUUUUAUACUAGUUACUUUCGUUAUUCUUGAGAUUUGUAUUUCAUACUACUUCGAUGACAAAAGACCACUUUUAGGAUCAUCGUUUACCCUCGCUACCACAUAUUUGACUUACGCAUUAAUGCCGAAUAGACUUAAGGACGCCUUGUUAUCUGGAUUCAUUCUAGCCGUAGCAGACCUACUCUUGUUAGUGUACGUUGGGACCAUGUCUGGAAUAGCAGACGUUACAAGCUGUUUUAUUAUUCUUCUAUGUGGAAAUAUCGCUGGAGUUUGUACUCAUUACCCCAGGGAAGUUGCACAGAGAAAAGCCUUUUUAGAAACACGUCAAUGUAUUGAAGCUAGACUAAAAAUUCAAAGAGAAAACCAACAACAGGAACGUUUGCUGCUGUCAGUUUUGCCACGUCACGUUGCAAUGGAAAUGAAAGCUGAUAUCGCUGGACAGCCAAAACAGGAACAGUUUCAUAAAAUUUACAUACAAAAGCACGAAAAUGUCAGCAUUUUAUUUGCCGACAUAUGCGGGUUCACGACUUUGUCCGAUCAGUGUACAGCAGAGGAACUCGUACGAAUUCUCAACGAGCUAUUUGCACGGUUUGAUCGGCUAGCUGCUGAACAUCAUUGUUUAAGGAUAAAACUACUUGGUGACUGUUAUUAUUGCGUUUCUGGAUUGCCUGAGGCACGGCCAGAUCAUGCACACUGCACUGUAGAAAUGGGACUUGAUAUGAUCGAUGCCAUAGCCCUAGUUAGAGAAGUCAUGAAUGUAAACGUGAACAUGAGGGUUGGAAUUCAUACAGGAAGAGUGCAUUGCGGUGUCCUGGGUUUGCGAAAAUGGCAGUUUGAUGUUUGGUCUAACGAUGUAACAUUGGCAAAUUACAUGGAAAGCGGAGGAAUCCCUGGGAGGGUCCAUAUAACCAAAGAAACAUUAAGCUGCCUGGGAAAUGACUAUGUGGUGGAGCCUGGAAAUGGUGGCGAAAGGAAUUCGUAUUUAAAAGACCACAACAUUGAUACUUACCUAAUUGUUGCACCAUCUUACAGGGGGGAUACGUCCAUCCCGUACCACAAUCACCCAAUGAAUGGCAACAUCGCUAAAGAAAUGCGGAUAAUGGGACACGGAUCACAACACGGACAUUCAUCGAAGCUCGGAUUUGGUGAAUCAACUGAAAGAGAAAAAAAUCCCGAAGACGAAGUUAAUGAGUACCUGAUGAAAGCUAUUGAUGCCAGAAGUAUUGAUAGAUUAAGGAUAGAACACUGUCGCACGUUAUUACUUAAUUUUAGGGAUCCUGUAAAAGAAGCAAAGUACCUACUUGAAAAGGACAGAAUGCUCACUAUGUAUUUUUACUGUUCAACGUUUUGUUUCAUCACAGUAUUACUAGUGCAAUUAGUCAUAUUUAAUAGGCACGAUCCUGCGUUAUUCUAUUCAACUCCUAUAAUAUUUCUACUAGUGUUAAUUCCCUUGUUAGUAUACAUGAACAACAUUAAAAAACGGAGAGGAUUUUCCACAUUAUUCUUCGUCUCAAGGACAAUCCACAAAAAUAGAAAUGUUGCUCAAAUUUUUUGUUUUGUGAUGGCCGCCUGUAUAUAUGGUUUGGUUAUGUUUCGAGCGUUUUCCCUUUCAAUCGAAGUCCAGUGUUUGAAUUCAACAUUCGAAGGACACAAUAAUUGUACAAACGAAAAUAAAGGCUGUAGACAAUAUUACCUUAUAGACUAUUUAAUGCUCCUAGUUAUGGUUUCCAUGAUAGCAUGUGCAGUAUAUCAAAUUUUGAUUUCACUUUUAAAGGCAAUCAUCUUGUUGGGAGGAAUGGCAGGAUUUCUAGCGGCUUAUUUUAUAUAUAUUAAAAACGUAGAUUCCAUUAUUUGUCUCUACAGGAGCAGUGAACAUACCUUUACUCAUCAGUAUAUGAACAUAGUAGUAUUGGGUGGUUUUGUUACUGCUCUAAUUAUUCACGGUCAACAAACAGAAGCUACAUAUAGGUUAGAUUUCGUUUGGAAACUUCAAGCUACAGAGGAAAAGGAAGACAUGGAGCAUCUGGAAGCUUACAAUAGAAAGCUAUUGGCGAAUAUACUGCCUGUGCAUGUAGCAGAACAUUUUCUAAAUAGUGACAAAAAUAAUGAUGAACUGUAUCACGAACAAUGUGACUGCGUGUGUAUAAUGUUCGCAACGAUUCCAAAUUUUUCGGAGUUCUACGUUGAACUUGAGAGCAACAACGAGGGAGUUGAAUGUCUACGUCUUCUUAAUGAAAUUAUAGCUGAUUUUGAUGAAUUAUUGUCAGAAGAACAAUUCAAGUACAUCGAAAAAAUUAAAUCUACAGGGUCUACGUAUAUGGCGGCUUCAGGUUUAACUCAAAACACUUGUGAUAUGCACGACUACAAACAUGUUACCGCAAUGGCUGACUACGCCCUUCGAUUAAAGGAACUACUCGAGGAGGUAAACGAACAUUCUUUCAACCACUUUAGAAUUAGAAUCGGUAUUAACGUUGGACCAGUGGUCGCUGGAGUAAUAGGAGCUCGCAAACCGCAGUAUGAUAUUUGGGGAAAUGCCGUCAAUGUUGCCAGUAGGAUGGAUAGCACCGGAAUUCCAGAUAAAAUACAGAUCACAAAAGAAGUAAACCAGAUUCUACACGCAAAAGGUUAUCCAACCAAAUGUCGAGGUACAAUCAAUGUUAAAGGUAAAGGAUCGAUGGAAACUUUCUUUCUCGAAGGUCCUGUCAAAAAUCGACCUAAUAUAACUCUAAAUCCUUUAGCUUCGAGUUUCGACGAUAAGUCAGAAGAACCAAUGAGGACUACUUUAGGAACUAUUUCUGAAAAAAACUAAAGACUUACAUUUUCUUACCUUAUCUUGUAAUUUAAAAUGCAUUUCUAUACAUUAGGUCUUAAAACUAUUUUUAAUAUAUGGAGAUACUCAUCAUAGGAGAGAAUAGGUAUUUAGUUUUCUAGAAUAUUAUGUUUGCAUUAUUUUAUUUAAAAUUGUUACCAAAUAGAUGUAAUUAUAUCGAAAAAUAAGUCUU
Molecule: messenger RNA, 4233 nt
Organism: Diabrotica virgifera virgifera (western corn rootworm)
Lineage: Eukaryota; Metazoa; Arthropoda; Insecta; Coleoptera; Chrysomelidae
Product: adenylate cyclase type 5
Exons: 27
Coding region: 402-4040 (1212 amino acids)
Biological process (GO): adenylate cyclase-inhibiting G protein-coupled receptor signaling pathway; intracellular signal transduction; adenylate cyclase-activating G protein-coupled receptor signaling pathway
Cellular component (GO): plasma membrane
Molecular function (GO): adenylate cyclase activity
Source: RefSeq, a predicted model, not a curated record